This is a messenger RNA of Peromyscus leucopus (white-footed mouse), 1737 nucleotides long. RefSeq names its product intelectin-1a-like. Lineage: Eukaryota; Metazoa; Chordata; Mammalia; Rodentia; Cricetidae. Gene Ontology annotation, molecular function: oligosaccharide binding. The coding region runs from base 1 to 1737 and encodes 578 amino acids. The transcript has 12 exons. The record is from RefSeq and is a predicted model, not a curated record.
AUGGAGGACAAGGGACUGGGGAAUGAGAGCCCAGGGAAGUGGGAUGUUCGAGAUGGAACGGGAACAGAGUGGGACAACAAGGAAAGAGAUACCAUGAUAAAUGAAGGCAACAUGGAGAUGACCAUGACCCAACUCAGCUUCCUGCUGUUUAUCAUCCUGGCCACCGGAAGUUGCAGUGUUGAGAACCUGGAUACCAACAAAUGGACCAAUUCUGUGUCUUCCUCUCUGUUCAGAAGCUGCAAAGAAAUCAAGCAGGAGAUGACUGGAGCACAAGAUGGCCUCUAUUUCCUCCGCACGGAGAAUGGUGUCAUCUACCAGACCUUCUGUGACAUGACCACUGCAGGUGGUGGCUGGACCCUGGUGGCCAGUGUGCAUGAGAACAACAUGGGCGGGAAGUGCACAGUGGGUGAUCGCUGGUCCAGUCAGCAAGGAAACAGAAACGACUACCCAGAGGGGGAUGGCAACUGGGCCAACUACAACACCUUUGGGUCUGCAGAGGGGGCCACAAGUGAUGACUACAAGAACCCUGGCUACUUUGACAUCCAGGCUGAGAACCUGGGUAUCUGGCAUGUGCCCAACAAAAGCCCUCUGAAAAAGUGGAAGGAGAGAUCCCUGCUGAGGUACCGCACCUUCAGUGGCUUCCUGAAUCAGCUGGGCCACAAUCUGUUUGGCCUGUACAAGAAGUACCCAGUGAAAUAUGGAGCAGGGAAGUGUUGGACUGACAAUGGCCCAGCAAUACCUGUGGUCUAUGACUUUGGUGAUGCUCAGAAGACAGCCUCUUAUUACUCCCCCCUUGGCCGGAAUGAAUUCACCGCAGGAUUCAUCCAAUUCAGAGUGUUUAAUAAUGAGAGAGCAGCCAAUGCCUUGUGUGCUGGAAUGAGGGUCACUGGAUGUAACACUGAGCAUGUGAGUCUGUGCUGCACACAGGACUGUGGACUGGUUCUCUCUACAGAUGGCCUCUAUUUCCUCCGCACGGAGAAUGGUGUCAUCUACCAGACCUUCUGUGACAUGACCACUGCAGGUGGUGGCUGGACCCUGGUGGCCAGUGUGCAUGAGAACAACAUGGGUGGGAAGUGCACAGUGGGCGAUCGCUGGUCCAGUCAGCAAGGCAGCAGAAUCGACUACCCAGAGGGAGAUGGCAACUGGGCCAACUACAACACCUUUGGGUCUGCAGAAGGGGCCACAAGCGAUGACUACAAGAACCCUGGCUACUUUGACAUCCAGGCUGAGAACCUGGGUAUCUGGCAUGUGCCCAACAAUAGCCCUCUGAAAAAGUGGAAGAAGAGCUCCCUGCUGAGGUACCGCACAUUCAGUGGCUUCCUGAAUCACCUGGGCCAUAAUCUGUUUGGCCUGUACAAGAAGUUCCCCGUGAAAUAUGGAGCUGGGAAGUGUUGGACUGACAAUGGCCCAGCAAUACCUGUGGUCUAUGACUUUGGUGAUGCUCAGAAGACAGCCUCUUAUUACUCCCCCUUUGGCCAGAAUGAAUUCACUGCAGGAUACAUCCAAUUCAGAGUGUUUAAUAAUGAGAGAGCAGCCAACGCCUUGUGUGCUGGAAUGAGGGUCACUGGAUGUAACACUGAGCAUCACUGCAUUGGUGGAGGAGGAUUCUUCCCAGAAGGUAACCCUCGGCAGUGUGGAGACUUCUCUUCAUUUGAUUGGGAAGGAUAUGGAACUCACAAGGGGGCCAGCAAUAGCAAGGAAAUAACUGAUGCAGCUGUGCUCCUGUUCUACCGUUAA